This is a messenger RNA of Rotaria sordida, 2025 nucleotides long. The record is from the annotation of a GenBank genome assembly. NCBI's taxonomy places the organism in Eukaryota, Metazoa, Rotifera, Eurotatoria, Philodinida, Philodinidae.
AUGGUUCGUAAAAAAUCAGCAGCAGUUAAAGCAAGAACACGUAAAAGAACUUAUGAACGAAAAAAAACUCAAGAUCGUGUUAGUCGUUCAUGGCGCAAAUUACUUUUAAUUGUAACAGCUGUUAAUAAAUUUUUACGUUUUAGACGUUGGGAUAUUGCACUUGCUUGUUCAACGUCUGAUUUAAAUACUUCACAAUCAAAUAAAAUAUUUUUGAAUAAUGUUAGUUUUGUUCAGAAAGAUAUGGAAUCUACAUAUGUCAAUAAAACUGAUGCUACGAAUUAUUUAGAAGAUUUGAAUGUUGUUCAGGCCACUAUAAAAACUCUGAUUUCAAAAGAUAAUUUAUUUCGUAAAAGAGAAAGUGAACGUGUAACUGUAAUAUUCCAAAAAAAAUAUACGAAUAACAGUAAUUUUCGUGAGAAAGAAAAAACUCGAUCAAGAACACAUGGUUUAGAAAAAUAUCGAAAAUAUGUUUCAUUUCGUCAAGAAAAAAAACAGCGAUCGAAAACUUAUAUUUUAAAUAAAUAUCAUAAUAAUUCUGAUUUUCGAAAUCGUACAAAAACUGAGGUUUUAAGAAAAUAUUAUACUGAUAAUUCAAUACGAUUGAAAAUGAUUCAGCGUGCAUUGAACUCGUAUCGUAGUGACAAUACAUUGAUGAAACGAAAUUCAAGACGUCUUUAUAAUCAACGUAAACGUAUUUUAAAAAAAUAUACUAUCAUUCAAAGUCAUAAAUGUACAAUAAAACAUAGAGAUUUAUAUAUAAAUAGCUUGAAUAGAUUUCGACAAAUAAUUCGAGAAGGACCUGAUUAUAUUUGUAUAUCAUGUCGAUUAGCACUUUUUCGUAAUCAAGUAAUGCCAUUCGUUGAAGAAAAAUAUAUAAAACAAAACAUGACGAAUGAAAUAAAAAAACAUAUUCAAUCUUACUUUGACUAUUCAUCAUCAAAAGAACAAAAAUGGAUUUGUAAAUUAUGUUUAGAUAAAAUUAAAAAAAAACAAAUGCCAAGUCGAGCAAUUAUGAAUAAGCUGAAAGUAUGUGAAGUUCUAUCUGAAUUAAAAAAGUUAAAUAAUCUUGAAAAACAUUUAAUUGCUUUACGAUUACCAUUCAUGAAAGUUAUAAAUUUAACAUCAGGUAAAUUAUCAAGUAGAUUAGCACAAAAAGGUACUAAAGGGUGUGGGUGUGGGUGUGGGUGUGUGGGGUGUGGGUGGGUGUGGGUGUGUGUGGGUGUGGUGGGUGUGGGUGUAGGUGGGUGGGUGUGGGUGUGGAUGUGGGUGUGGGUGUAACAACCGAUCUUAAGACAAACUCACACCCACACCCCACACCCCACAUCCACACCCACACCCACCCACACCCACACCCCACUCACACCCACCCACACCCACCCACACCCACCCACACCCCACACCCAACUGGAAAGUUCAGUCUCAAUGCAUGGAUCCAUUCAUUUGACUUUGAUUCUUUACUAUCAUAGUCGAAAUGCUCCCCUUCGGUUAUAAGACGGAAGACUUCUUUCUAGUACAGCUGUCCAGAAAGCAAAAGAUGCAUGGUUCGAUUUUUUGCGAAGUAUACAUGAUAGAUCAGAUCAUAACGACAAAAACCCUACAAACAUGCUGGAGGACCCCGAUGGAACAGGAAUAGUUGUAAAGUCGUAAAAUCAUUAAUAGUUAAAUAGUCGUAGAACAGUUGAAAAGUCAUUACAACUUAACGAGUUCUACACUACUACUGUCUUCCUUAUAACAUUUACAAGAGUUAUUUUUUCGAAUAAGUUUUUCUAGCAUAGACAUAUGUAAAAAAUAUCGACUCUUUCAGCUAAGUAUUAAUUAACAACCUAAUUACCGAAUAUCUCUGUGAUGAUGCAAGAAGAGCCUGUUGAGACUCAAUUCUUCCCUAUGCGCUACCCUUUUGAAGUUAUGAUCGUUACACUGAAUUUUUUACCUGUGGUACAGUAUUUAUUAAAAAAACCGGACAAAUAAAUUUUAACGGAAAUUUUUAGCAGAUUCUAAUGACUUCAAGAAUUGUCUAUAGGCAAA